AUGAGUGAGCGGAGAAGAUCUGCAGUAGCCCUCAGCUCCCGGGCUCACGCUUUCUCGGUAGAAGCCUUGAUUGGGACAAAUAAAAAGCGGAAACUGCGAGACUGGGAGGACAAGGGGUUGGAUUUGUCCAUGGAGAGCCUCAGCCCCAAUGGCCAGCUAGGGGAGAACGAAGACCCGACCCAGUGCCUGGACCUCAACCCCGAUUCAGAGCCGAGUACUGGGUCAGACACAGAGGUGUUGACUGAGAGAACAUCCUGCUCAUUUGGCUCCCACUCUGACCUCACAUCUGGUGGCUCAGGUCCCCAGCCUCCUCCUCCAUCAUCCAUGGAGGAGAUCCAGGUAGAGCUGCAGUGUGCUGACCUCUGGAAAAGAUUCCAUGACAUUGGGACAGAGAUGAUCAUCACUAAAGCAGGCAGGAGAAUGUUUCCAGCCAUGAGAGUGAAAAUUACAGGCUUAGACCCUCACCAGCAGUAUUACAUAGCCAUGGACAUUGUGCCUGUGGAUAACAAGAGAUACAGGUACGUGUAUCACAGCUCCAAGUGGAUGGUGGCGGGCAACGCUGACUCCCCAGUGCCUCCCAGGGUGUAUAUCCAUCCCGACUCGUUGGCUUCUGGCGACACCUGGAUGAGGCAGGUUGUCAGUUUUGACAAACUCAAGCUGACCAACAACGAGCUUGAUGAUCAAGGCCACAUAAUCCUACAUUCAAUGCACAAGUACCAGCCUCGAGUUCAUGUGAUCCGCAAGGACUUCAGCAGUGAUCUGUCUCCUACAAAACCAGUCCCUGCAGGUGAUGGAGUGAAAACUUUCAACUUCCCUGAAACUGUCUUCACCACAGUGACAGCCUAUCAAAACCAGCAGAUCACUCGAUUAAAAAUUGACCGAAACCCUUUUGCUAAAGGAUUCAGAGAUUCUGGGAGGAACAGAACCGGCCUGGAGGCCAUUAUGGAAACAUAUGCGUUCUGGAGGCCCCCUGUGCGUACCCUCACUUUUGAAGAUUUCACUACCAUGCAGAAACAGCAAGGGGGCAGCACAGGCACCUCCCCAACAACCUCCAGCACCGGGACCCCAUCACCCUCUGCCUCCUCUCAUCUCCUCUCUCCAUCCUGUUCCCCUCCAACCUUUCACUUGGCCCCCAACACUUUCAAUGUUGGCUGCCGGGAGAGCCAGCUGUGCAAUCUCAACCUGUCCGAUUAUCCCCCAUGUGCCAGAAGCAACAUGGCUGCCUUACAGAGCUACCCAGGGCUAAGUGACAGUGGGUACAACCGACUCCAAAGUGGCACUGCUUCUGCCACUCAGCCCUCAGAAACCUUCAUGCCUCAGAGGACUCCAUCCUUGAUCUCAGGAAUGCCUACUCCUUCCUCUCUGCCUAACAAUGGUAAGAUGGAGGCCUUUGGUGGCCAGCUGGGAUCAUUCCCAGCCUCUCAGUUUCAAUAUGUCAUGCAAGCAGGCAACCCUGCCUCCACCUCUUCUUCUUCACAUAUGUUUGGUGGUGGCCACAUGCAGCAGAGCUCCUACAAUGCCUUCUCCCUUCACAACCCUUACAACCUGUAUGGAUACAAUUUCCCUGCUUCCCCUAGGCUGGCAGCAAGCCCAGAGAAACUGACCACCCCUCAAAGCACUUUACUCUGUUCUUCCCCUUCCAAUGGGGCUUUUGGAGAGAGGCAAUACCUUUCAACAGGGGUGGAUCAUGGAAUGCACAUGAUCAGUCCUCCAUCCAGCAACCAGCAAACAGCCAACGCCUGUGACAACAGACAAUAUGGGGCUGUUCCAGGCUCAUCUUCACAGAUGUCUGUGCACAUGGUUUAA
Molecule: messenger RNA, 1806 nt
Organism: Emys orbicularis (European pond turtle)
Lineage: Eukaryota; Metazoa; Chordata; Testudines; Emydidae
Gene: TBX15
Product: T-box transcription factor 15
Exons: 8
Coding region: 1-1806 (601 amino acids)
Biological process (GO): cell fate specification; regulation of transcription by RNA polymerase II; positive regulation of DNA-templated transcription
Cellular component (GO): nucleus
Molecular function (GO): DNA-binding transcription factor activity, RNA polymerase II-specific; RNA polymerase II cis-regulatory region sequence-specific DNA binding
Source: RefSeq, a predicted model, not a curated record